GCCCGCGAUCACUGGCUACUUCCCCCAGCGGCCAGAGGUCGAAGGUUGGGUCACCCUCUCCUUCUCGGAGCCCGUCUUCAAGCCAGGCGGCGCUCCAGGCGACGCGGCGGUCCAGGCGACUCUGGGCAGGCUCUCGAUGGACUGGAGCGGGGCCAACACGGGCCAGGUGAUCUCCAGGGCGGAGGUGCAGGCCGAGAUCUGGGAGGAGGCCAAGCUCAGGGUGCUGCUGGGGGGCCUCGUGCAGCCCGAGUUCUGGUACACCCUGUCCAUACCCGCGGCGUCGCUCGAGGACACUGCCGGAAACCUCUUCGAGGGGCUCCUGGAGGGCGCCCUGAGCUUCCGGGUCGCGCCAGAGUUCGCGGCCCAGAGCGUGGGGCAG
This is a messenger RNA of Prorocentrum cordatum, 379 nucleotides long. The record is from the annotation of a GenBank genome assembly. Lineage: Eukaryota; Dinophyceae; Prorocentrales; Prorocentraceae.